AUGAUGAUGAUGCAUAGAGGAGAUAAUGGUAUGCGAUAUGGAAAAAUAACAUCCUUUACAUCAUUUCAAGGUGCAACAACAGCGAUGAUGGUUGGAAGAAACAACUAUAAUAUCACUUUUCAGCAUAUUCUUCAAACUGUAUUUCAACAACCGAGGAUCAUGGCACCGCCCUUGUUGGAGUUAAGUCGACGAAUGCAAUGUCACAUCUCAACAACACCAGAACAACAAAAGGUACAACAGCACAAAAAGGUCAUUCCAUGGGAUCCAUCAUCAAUAAGGAACAACAAGGGCUUGUCUUCAACAAACAGUUUUUCUCUCUUUUUUUUCUUGCUUCCCUUUCAAUUGGGGUUCCUGGAUAUUCUUUGCUACAAGUACAAUGCUGGUCAUUUGUCCCUAGUGAUGAUGAACAUGGAUCCUUUAUUGAUGAUGGACCGAUGUAUCAUUAUCACCGUGACUGAUCUUAUGAGGAUACCAGCUCUACAUAUAGAUGAACGACUCAUAUUCAACCCAUCUGGAUAUCUUUCUUGGAUGGAUCAAGAUACAACACACUAUCCAUCAUCAUUUCUACCCUUCCAAUGGCCACACUUUGAAGAGGAGCAAGAUGAUGAUUCAUCUAUUUCUUCAUCAUCGUCCUUACCAUCACCUCCACUGACACCUUCCUUACGAAACACAACCAAUGAUGAUGAUGAUAGCAUUGAUAGUAUAGAUACAAACCAUGCUCCUUUACUAGCCCUUAUCCAAGAAACAUUAAAUUACAUUCAUUCCUUCCCUUCUGACCAUCCUUAUUCAACUGAGCUAAAAUCUCUUGUCCCCAAAAUGGACGAGCGCUUAAAUCAAUCAAUCAUCUAUGACUAA
Molecule: messenger RNA, 855 nt
Organism: Halteromyces radiatus
Lineage: Eukaryota; Fungi; Mucoromycota; Mucoromycetes; Mucorales; Cunninghamellaceae
Exons: 1
Coding region: 1-855 (284 amino acids)
Source: RefSeq, a predicted model, not a curated record